Molecule: messenger RNA, 2440 nt
Organism: Perca fluviatilis (European perch)
Lineage: Eukaryota; Metazoa; Chordata; Actinopteri; Perciformes; Percidae
Product: OX-2 membrane glycoprotein-like
Exons: 7
Coding region: 385-1230 (281 amino acids)
Molecular function (GO): cell-cell adhesion mediator activity
Source: RefSeq, a predicted model, not a curated record
UGAAGCCGUUCCUUCCUCUAAACCUACCGUGGCAACAACUUGGUCUCUAGUCCCAAAGUAUUUUCUUGUGCUCAGUCUCGUAUUUUUGGAACCCUGCCUAAACCUGCUUUUUUUUUUUCUUCCCUCUGUGCCACACUAACUAGCCACGUCCAGCCUCACCUGUCGUGUCUGUUGGUUCACCUGCACUUUUUGGUCAAAAAUCUUUUAUGUUUUUUCCAACCUCUUCCUGUUCACAUGUCUGGCAGUCUGCAUUGUGGGUCCAGUUAAAAGCUAAUGCUAAACCUAACAGUAUAGUAUUUAACCCCAACCUUAUGUACUGACAGCCCUUUAAAAGCCUGAUCAGAGGCUAAACUGAAAGUGUUCUCUGUACAGCAGCAGAUAAAGAUGUUGCCUCUCCUGAUACUGGCUGGUUUGCUGUUUAAAGCCUGCACGUCGCAGAUUACUGGUUAUGGAAAUACAACAGCUGACUAUGGCAGCAAUGCGUAUUACAGCUGCACAGACAGUCCUACAGCAGGUGUGCGCCAGGUUACAUGGCAGAGGCUUUUCAAAGAUGACUCCAUUGAAAAUUUGGCAACCUACAGCAAGCGGUUUGGAGAGCAAGUAAAUGACCCUUACAGAGGGAAAGUGAUCUUCACAGAGGCGUCUCUCAACUCGACGUCAAUCACUGUGGCGAAUGUUACAUGGGGGGAUGAAAGCUGUUAUAUUUGCUCUUUCAACGCGUUUCCCGAUGGGUCCAAAAGAAAGCAGACUUGCCUCACGGUGCGAGGGAUAUCCAGGUUUAAAACAGAAGUGCAAGUUCCCAGCAGUGAACAGGACGAAGAAUACGUGAAGGUUGUGUUCAGCUGCACUGCUACAGGCAAACCAGCUCCAACCAUUCAGUGGGACUUCUCACCCGGUGCCACCCCGGCACACCAACCACAGACUACUACAGUAACAAACAGUGACCACACUUUUAACAGCAGCAGCAACAUCACUCUGCAAGUGCCCCCAAACUGGGAAGGAAAUGUGGAUUGUCUUCUGAACACUGGAGUGACGGGACAGAGGCGGGAGAGGAUUCCCUUUUCUUUACAGAAGCAGAAGAAGAAGGAGGAGGAGGAAGAGGGGAAAGGACCAUCUUCAUCAGGGAUCGCACUUGUAAUCAUUGCUGUAAUGUGUAUUUUGGCAAUUGCUGUUGCUGUUAUAAUGAGGCGAAAAAGGUUAAAGGGUAGCAGAAGAGAUGAAAAUGUUUGAUCAGCAUUUGGACUUUCACCCAGCUGUCAUUUAAGCACGCAAGCAUGAAAAACAUUUGCAUUUUACAGUGAGUCAAGCUGCAAUGCAAGAUCCACUUUCUGCAGAUAGUUUUCAAAACUACCAUUUCUCUUGAAUUUCAAAACUUAGCACUUUAACAUGGUUUAUGGAGCAGUUCUGACUUUGUUCUGACUUUGUAGAAUGUAAAAAUGUUCUGAACAGUGACCAGUGUUUUUCUAGAGCAUUACAGAGUAUGAAAACUGUGAGGUAAAGAGUUAGUGAGCAGACAAGGUGUCUACAUUUGAGGUUAAUGAUUUAUAUGCAGAACUUUCAACCUCUUAUGAGGGUUACAGUGACUGCAACUUAGUGAAAUGGUACAGUCAAGGUGGAUCUUCAACAGGGGCUCCAGGACCCUUAGGGGGGGGUCCUCAUAGUUACUGCAGGGGGGCCACCAAAUUAUUGUUAAUUUUUGAAAGCUUUUUCAAAAAUGAAAACGUCUUAACAUGAAUCCAAAAUAUUAUUAGCAAAUAUAAAUCAGGUUAUUAGUAAAAAACAAAAAAACAAUUAUUGAUAUGCUUACUGGCCUGUAGUAAGGUAGUCACUAAGGUAGCCAUCUACAGAUAACAGUUCAUCCUAAAGGUUUCACUGUUCUACAUGUAUGUUCAACAUUAAAACAUGAUUCUUGAAAUCAUGCCAAGUACUAUUUUAAUAGUUUAGUAUUCUAUUCACUAAAAAGGUGUGUAUAAAGGCUUUAGGCCGCCCUAUACAUUGUUGUAGGCCCAGUUUAAUACGCAACUUAAUUGUCUUCUAAUAUAUGUAGUAGGGGGUCCCUGCUCCGUCUCUCUUUUAGUUAAGUGGUCCUUGCCUUAAAAUGUUUUAGAGAGCUUUAAAGUAAUCCAACGGGCACAUCACAGCAUAACCAACUGAUGGUUGAAGGAAAUGUCAUCUGGCUCCAUCUAGUGUGCAUUGUGGGGGAAAAAAAAGAGCCUAUAUUAAUUUUUUACACAGCAAAUUUAUUUAUUUGAUGAAAUUAUCUAUAAAGUUUACAGGUGAAGCAAUCAAAAUGAUUGUAUACUGAAAUUAACAUUUGUAUAUCUAUAUGUAUAUAGAAUUUAAAUCAGAGAUAAUAUAUUAAAUAAUAGACAUAAUAUAUGUGUCUUGGUCAUUUUGCACUUUAACGUUCAUUUUUUGUUAUUUAUUUCUCUGUGCACAU